AUGCGAAAGUUGGAAUGGGACGACAUGGGAGUGAAGGUUGAUGGUCGGCAGCUACACCAUUUGCGCUUUGCUGAUGACAUCGUACUGGUAACACCUAGCAUCAGCCAAGCGGAACGAAUGCUGACCGAAUUCGACGAAACAUGUGGAUGCAUCGGUCUUCAGCUAAAUCUACAAAAGACGAUGUUCAUGCGGAACGGAUGGGUCUCGGAUGCCCCAUUCACGCUCAACGGAACGAACAUAUCCGAAUGCACCAGCUACGUUUAUCUGGGUCGGGAACUGAACAUGAUGAACGACCUGACCCCCGAGCUGGGCAGGAGGAGACGAGCGGCUUGGGGAGCGUACAAGAGCAUCGAGGAUGUAGUGAAGAAGACCAGGAACACCCCGCUCCGUACUCACCUCUUCAACACCACCGCACUUCCUGCUUUGACCUAUGCUUCGGAAACCUGGGCAUUUCGCAAGCAGGAAGAAAACGCGGUGAGCGUCAUUGAACGCGCAAUUGAGAGAGUGAUGCUAGGAGUAUCCCGUUUCACGCAAGUGAGGGACGGGAUUCGAAGUUCCCUCCUACGUCAGCGAUCGAAGAUUAGAGACGCCGCCGCGUUUGCCAAGGAAAGUAAAAUAAGGUGGGCCGGACACGUGAUGCGCUUUGAUGACAACCGUUGGACCAGAGCCGUGAGCGACUGGGUUCCCCGCGAUAUUAAGCGCACUACAGGAAGACCGCCGACCCGAUGGUCAGAUUUCUUCACGAAGUCCUUGAAAGAAAAAUAUGAUGCUCUUCGUGUCCCACGCGAAAGGAGGAACCACUGGGCUACUCUGGCACGCGAUCGGGACAAAUGGAAGAAUUACUGGCGCCCGCCCGACCAGUUCGAAGAUCAACGGGAGUCAAGGUGA
Molecule: messenger RNA, 888 nt
Organism: Necator americanus (New World hookworm)
Lineage: Eukaryota; Metazoa; Nematoda; Chromadorea; Rhabditida; Ancylostomatidae
Exons: 1
Coding region: 1-888 (295 amino acids)
Source: RefSeq, a predicted model, not a curated record